Papaver somniferum (opium poppy) is the source of this 1494-nucleotide messenger RNA. RefSeq lists its product as uncharacterized. Bases 865 to 1380 code for a protein of 171 amino acids. The transcript is spliced from 5 exons. NCBI's taxonomy places the organism in Eukaryota, Viridiplantae, Streptophyta, Magnoliopsida, Ranunculales, Papaveraceae. The record is from RefSeq and is a predicted model, not a curated record.
AUUCUAGGGAAAGAAAGGAAAUGCUGAAACGGAAAGUUUUAGAAUUUUUUUUCUUUCUGAGAUUUGAUAUCCAUAAAUCACGAUAUUCUCCCGCCUUGUUUUUCCUCCAAAUCUUCCCUUGUGUUAGGCUAUAAAUACUACGAUCCAUUUGUCUCAAACUCACUAUUCUGAUUACAGAGAGCAAGCAUCAAAAAGAGGAGGAAGAAACUGUCAGAAUGCGAGAUUUUGAAAGUCGUCAGCGAGCAGCUCUUUACACAAUGCUUAUGCUGAUGCAAAUUGUGACGCUACUUGAAUUUUACAAAAGAUAUAUAUCUUUACUUACAAGGUCUCCCUAUACAAAUAGAACUAGUUUGAGAAAUGAGGUAUUGGGAAGAAUGUAUACAGAGAGCGAUACUUAUUGCCAUGAACAACUAAGAAUGAAUUGAUCUGUUUUCCAUCGCUUGUGUGCACAAUUACGAGGGUAUGGAUUAGUUGAUGGCAGAUAUGUCAAAGUUGAGGAACAAGUAGCCAUGUUUUUACAUACCGUUGGUCACGACUUGCGGGUUAGAAAUUCUGUUUUCCAGUUCUGUCGGUCGGGGGAAACUGUUAGUAGAUAUUUCCAUAUGGUUUUAUCAUCCUUGCUCAGUUUGUACGGGGAUGUAGUUAAGCCGGCUACCGCUGCAAACUCUCCUGUUGAUUGUUCCGUCGAGCGCAAUUGGCAUCAUUAUUUUAAGGAUGCAGUGGGUGCGAUUGAUGGUACUCAAGACAGGUCCUUGGCCAAAGUGGAUUUAACAUUGAUCCAAGAACCCAGUUUCUGCUGACGAAGAUGCAUGGAAGAAAUACGUAGAGGCACACCCCGAAGCUGUAGGUGUUAAGGAAAAGCCUAUGAAAUUCUAUGAUCAAUGGCAAGUUAUAAUUGGACAUGAGCAGGCUACAGGUGAUAGGGCAGUGGAAGGCGGAGACUUUUCUUCUCCUCAAUUUCAAGAUCCAAUAUCUGACUCGCAAACUCCCCCUGAUGAUUUUUAUGGUGAUAGUGUUCCACUUGAUGAGUUUGCGAACCCCAACUCUACUCAAAGGGAUACAACUCCAUCUGGUUUUAAUACAACUCAGCCAAGUGUUGGACCAACACAAAGGCGCAAAAGGCCGCGUGCUCUUGAAGAAGGUAUCAAUCAUGGCAUUACUGGGAUGGUAGAAGCUGCGAAUAGAAUUGCUGCAACUUUUGAGGGUCCAAACUGGCAGAAGAUUAAAGCCGCCUUAGAGGAUAUGUCGGAACUAGAAGAAGAUGACAUUUAUCAAGCGGCGGAACUAUUCAAUAAGGAUCCAUGGAUGGCUCGGUAUUUCUUAUCAUUGUCCGAAGGAAGGAAGCUAGCAUGGAUAAAGAUGAAGCUUCAGAAUAUAUAGUUUGGGUUUCCAUUUGUUAGAACUUUUUCUCCACAUAUUUCAUAAUGUUUAGAUUUCUGAUGUUUUAUUUGCUUUUAUGGCUCAGAACUUAAAUCAAUAAAUAUGAAAAAUAUA